CCCCUUAUCUCUCUCUCUCUCUCUCUCUCUGUUCUCUUCUUCUUGUUUCACCUUUCCGGAUCACCACAUGACCAGUUCCUGAACUUCUCCUCCUCAACAAACCCACCUCCCUUUCUCUCUCUCUCCCUCUCUCUCUCUCUCUCCCUCUCUCUCUCCACGUACCGUUCUUGGUGCGUUCUCUUGCCGUUUGCCAAGGUGGUGCCUCGUCGUGGGUGUCCUUCUUGAUCGUUUCUUGAUUGUUGGUAUCUUUGCCUUUCUGGGAUUCCCUCUUUCGAUCCUCGGGUCCGUCUGCUGUGCCUUUACAUUCUCAUCUCAUCUUCGUCCUGAUCUUUUAUCGGGCUUCUGUCCUUUCCUGUCUCUCCUCCCGCGGAUUCUCCCCCUGGCUGGCAUAGCCUUGGCUUGCUCUUGGCGUUUCCUUUAAGCUCGAGAAUCUUUGUCUCCCCAGUUCAAAGGCAUCGUCAGGCGCGUGACGGAGGGUGCCGGGUCGUGCCCACGGGGAAAAAAAUUUGGUGUUUCUUGUUGCGGUUGAUGAGCUGAAUUGAUGUCCUUGGCCGUUGGAGCGACCUCGAGUUCCGCAACCAUGGGACAUGAGCGUGAUGAGAAGAAGAGCAAUGAGAGCGGAGAGAAAGCCGACGUCGGUGCGGACGACAGAGCAAAGACGCCCAAGAUUGAAGAGAAUGCUGAUGGGGAACCCGAGGGGAAGAUUCACAGAUCGGCAAGCGAGAGCUCCAUUUGUGCCACUGAGGAUGAGGAAGAUGAUGAAGGGAGGAAGAUUGAGUUGGGUCCUCAGUACACUCUCAAAGAACAAUUUGAGAAGGAUAAGGAUGAUGAGAGCUUGAGGAGAUGGAAGGAACAGCUCCUGGGAAGUGUGGAUAUGAAUUCUGUUGGAGAAACUCUGGAACCGGAUGUCAAGAUCCUGAACCUUGCAAUUGUAUCUCCUGGGAGAUCUGACAUAGUCCUUUCGGUUCCGGAGAAUGGAAAGCCGAAAGGCUUGUGGUUUACGUUGAAAGAAGGUAGUCGCUAUAGCCUCAAAUUCACAUUUCAGGUCACCAACAACAUUGUCUCCGGUCUCAAGUACACUAAUACUGUAUGGAAGACCGGUGUCAGAGUGGACAGCACAAAGGAGAUGCUUGGAACAUUCAGUCCACAGUCAGAGCCUUACACACAUGAGAUGCCCGAAGAGACAACACCGUCUGGAAUUUUCGCUAGAGGAUCAUACUCGGCUCGGAGCAAGUUUGUUGACGAUGACAACAAGUGCUACUUGGAGAUCAACUACACCUUCGAUAUCCGGAAAGAUUGGUAGUUAGAAGAAGAGUUUUUGUUCUCUCCAGCUUUAUUUGCACCGAUGUUGCUUGUGUUUCGAGUUUGAGACUGGUAAAAUUCAGUUUGUGUAAUCUAUUUCUGGUUGUAGGAUGUGUCACUUUAAGCAAUAAAGGGAGGAUUUGCAUCGGAAA
Molecule: messenger RNA, 1454 nt
Organism: Syzygium oleosum
Lineage: Eukaryota; Viridiplantae; Streptophyta; Magnoliopsida; Myrtales; Myrtaceae
Product: rho GDP-dissociation inhibitor 1-like
Exons: 5
Coding region: 542-1303 (253 amino acids)
Biological process (GO): Rho protein signal transduction
Cellular component (GO): membrane; cytoplasm; cytosol
Molecular function (GO): Rho GDP-dissociation inhibitor activity; protein binding
Source: RefSeq, a predicted model, not a curated record